ACACAAGCUGUAAACCGAUGUAACCAUCGGGGAUCGGACGCCGUUUUAGCUUCUGCGCCAUAUGCCCACUUUGGCAGGAGACAGCGCAACAAACGAUAUUCUCCGAUUAACUACUAACCACCUUCUUCAGGCUCUUUCGGGUCAUAAGGAAAAUUCUGCUGAACAAGCUCACCGAAACAGUGGGCAAGCUCAUCGAAGCCACCUCGGAUAUCUGCGCCGUUGGUCCGCUGUUGGCCAACCGUACCACGCCUUAUCCGAUACCUCUGAACCUAUAAGUCUGUUGCUCCAGGCUCACAAUCUGAUGCUGCGUAAAAAAGUUGCUCAGAUGCGCAGGCAACAACACACAGCACGUUGCCCAAUUAACGCAAAUAAUAGCUGUUGUUCAUCAAUUAUGUUAUAUUAUAGCGGAAAGGCUGAUCGUACAACAAAUGGCAUAUCAGAUAAUCAAGACGAUGGAAGGACGAGUGAGGGUGCAACUUUGUCGUUAGAGGCGCGCAGAGAUGAGCAAAAAAUAAGAAUUCUCUCGAUUGGAGCAGAGCUGGCCAAGACGGAACAAGUCGAAUUAACAGAUAAAGUAACAAACGAAUAGUGCUGACAAAAUCAUCGAAGGAUCUAACGCUUUCAAAUAUGAAGGCGUCAUCCUCAUCAGCGUCACCCUCAUCAUUGUCAUCGUUGGGAUCGGUAACGUUAUCGUCGUCGACUGCGUCGUCUGCGUUGUCUACGUCCUCGUCGUUAUCUGCGUCACCAUCGAUGCCGCAGUUACCUUCGUUGGAGAUUUUACAGCAAGAUGAGAGAACUGUACCAAAGAAACCGCUAAUCAAGAGUAGUGAGGCUGUUCGGCGUAAGAUAAUUUUAAACCUGGCCGAACAAACAACGAGAAAGCUUACUCGUCCCCUUAAGAUUGUA
Molecule: messenger RNA, 906 nt
Organism: Phymastichus coffea
Lineage: Eukaryota; Metazoa; Arthropoda; Insecta; Hymenoptera; Eulophidae
Exons: 4
Coding region: 62-589 (175 amino acids)
Source: RefSeq, a predicted model, not a curated record